CGCCGCUGUCUGGUCUCCUCAUUAAGUUGGAGUGAUUGACAGAUAAUCAGUUUGUGUUGACUUGGCGCUGCUUGCUAUUAGGGCGAUGUGAGUUUUGUUUUUUCUCCUUGCUAGUUGAGCUGUUAGGUGAUGACUGAAGCAGAGGGUUCAAGGUUAAAAAGACACCAGCCACUACCAUCUAUGUUUCUUCUUCUGAGUUAUUACAUGAAACAUGGCUAAAGGGUUGUUUCCCAGGGCACUGAUUGAAUUUUUUUUUUUUUACAUUGAGGCCUUGUCUACACUACUGCGGAUAGUUAUGAAGCAGAUAUUUUCGCCUGUCUACACGACUUUUCGUUCUCCAAAAUAUAGAUGAGAACACAAAAAAGCAGGGGGGGGGGGAGGAUUUGGUGGGCGUCUUCCUUUGGGUUUUCCCCAUGCAGCUGCAGGGGAACAGAAGUAAGUCCUGGGGUUUCACUGACGUGCCUCAGUUCCUUCGAAAUACACUUGGAGGUCACCAGGGUGCAUCACAGGUAACAAUGGUGCUGAAACUUUAAAAGGGCAUUUCGCGGGCGGAUGAGUGAUACUUGAAAUUCAGGAAAGAGAGGAAAAAUGGGGUAAUUGAUUCUUAGAGGAGUUAAAACACUGAAGUAUGGCCUUUAGGUUAAAAAAUGAAAACCCUCACUUAAAUCAGCAACGUGUUUGAGGGGAGACAGAUGCGUUAAGAGUCAGACAUUUAAGGCCUAAUUUUAUAGACAUAUAUAUAUGUAGAAACUGUAAGCCAGCGCGAGGACUAAUACCCGACGUAGUGAAUUACCUGCAGCGCCUGCCGUCUCUUGGCUGUAAUGAGCUUUGUGAACGUUGCAGUGAUAAGGCUUCUAUAAUUAGGCUUAGUCAUAAGCAUGCUCCCUGUAGUUCUGUGAUAAAAACCCAGUAGAACUCCGGUGCUGGUGUUCCGGCCCAUUUGUCUCACAAACACGCGCAGACGCAAACGCUGAGGAAAUCAAAAUGUGUGUCAAUGUGAAAUGUAAACACUGCUCUUUGUCUCAAGUAGUUAACCUGGUGUAGCUGCAUGUACUGGAUGUGUGUGUGUGUGUGUGUGUGUGUGUGUGUGUGUGUGUGUGUGGUUAUAUAGUCCAACGAUAUGUUUACACUGUGUGAAGAAGCAGUAGUUAUGUGUGUGUCCGUGCACGCGAGUGUGAGCGUGAGUGUGUGUGUGAGAGGUGUUGUGAGCUGCAGCAUAGGCUUCCUGUGAGGGAGCAGAUGUCGCAGAGCUCAGGCACAGCUGCGACGGGCGAUAACCACGGUGGCAAGAAUAUGUCGGCACGCUGGCUCUUCUCCCUGGGUCUUAUCAGCCGCACACAGCACACACACACACACACACACACACACACACACACACUCAUAUAGACACUCUACAAUAAGGAAAUAAGUAACAGCCACCCAGCACUAGCAUAUCCUCACAGCAGGGCCAGAUAGAGGGAGGAAGGCAAUGAGAGAUGGUGAGAGGAAGAAAAAGGAGCAAGGACUAAAUCAAGGGACUCUGAUGGAAAAGGUGCAGUGAAUCCCCAACAAAGCCCUGGCUCAUGUCUGCUGUAUCAUAGACUUCAUAAUUUGGUGCCAGUCCUAAUCCUCUGUAGCUAUGAAUAGGCUAUGCUUUACAGCUUUCUCUAACAAAAAAUAGGCAUGACACCAGUAAUGACUUGUAUAUACCUGCACAAUGGCAUAACUUCAACUAUAUCUUGAGUUUGUGAGACUUAACAAUCACACAAAUUACAAGAUCCAUUAUAUUAUUUUUUAAUUUGAGGCUUAAAGAUCUACCAGACUGUAGUUUAGUGAACAAACAGACAUGGUUUUAGAUUUAGCAGAUAAGUUGUAUCUCUUUCUUGACAUUUUCGAGCAGUUUUGCUCUGUCACCACAUAUCAGCAGUGAAGCUGCUGGACAGUGUCAUCACCGACAGGACGAUGGUGCAAAAGAUGUGCAGACAGGUUCAUUACACACAUGUAAUGAAAUGCUAAAACCGCACCAUUGAUGUGAAAGUGCAGCGUCCUGUUUUAAAACAUGCAUUGCUUAAUGACUACAUCACUGUAUCUGUGGCACAGAUCCAAGUGAAAACAUAAAAAGAAUAUCAUCGUAAAUGUGAGCAACCCGAGUUGAUGAUGAUGAUGAUGAUGAUGAUGAUGAUGAUGAUGAUGAUGCAAGAAUAGGGAGAGAAGAAAUGUGUAAAUAGUAAAAGAGGAAAAGAAAGUGAAGGGCACAUUUGAGAGGAGAGGCAAGGUGGUGAUGAGGUGUGUGUUUGUGUGUGUGUGUGAGAGAGCAAGAGAGAGAGAGAGAGAGAGAGAGAGAGAGAGAGAGAGAGAGAGAGAGAGAGAGAGGGAGAGAGAGAGAGCGCAGUUAUCCUCUCUAUUUCCUCAGCACCAGCUCUGUGGUUUCUAUGAGGAACAGAUGUUCACAACUUGAUACAGUGCCUCAUCCCCCUCUUCUCACUAUCUCCAAUGCCAGCACCACCAACUGUCUGCACACACGCACACACACACACACACACACACAGACACACACACACGCUCACACACAUUCAUGCAGAGCAGCGACUUUGUCAUGUGAGCGUAUGAGGGACGUAUUCACCUGCGGACUGAGGACUUUUUUAUUGUCCAUUUCCCUCUGUGCUCAGGCUGCAUAUCCUGCUCUUGAGUCAACACUUGAUGUAAUCAGGUGCCACUUCCUCCUCUGUCUGUUUGCACUUCUGUUGGUCAGCUGUGCUCUCAGACUCACUCUGGCCGGAGAAAACGCACUCUGUGCUGUAACAGAGUGCGUUUAAGUUUAAGUUCAAACAUUUGCUUAAUUGCUAAAAGUCUGGGUAGCUCCUCUCAUUGCUUCUAAAAUAGUCUCAUUUCUUAAUUGCAUGGAUUUCACAAGAUGUUGGAAACGGAAUUAAAAUAGAUAAAAAAGGAAUGAAGGCUACAGCAAGUGAAUUUUAAUGUAGGUAUUGCAAAAAGAUAGUAGGACAUGAAAUAGCAAUAGCUGUGCAUUGUCCACAGUGCUUUUAUCAAAGCUGUUCUGUGGCGAGACGGUGAGGGUGAGACGACCCUGGAAGUCAAGUAUUUCAAAGGCCAUUAUUCUUUCCAAAGACCACGGAUUGAAUUUUGAAUUCCCAUCAUGUCUGGAUGAUUCAAACAACUGACACUUUGCUGCUCAAUUGCAAACAAAAUGUCAACGGGUCUAUGGGAGCAAUUUGUAAAGGCAGCAUUCCAGCGUACGUGCUUGAGUGGGUGGGUCAAUGAUCCGUUACACCACGCCAUAUUACAGAAAGGCGCUCUCUCUCUCUCUCUGUCUCUCUCUCUCUCUCCGUCUCAUCCUCUUUCAUAACAUAAUGGUGCUCGGGGACAUACAGUACACACAUUAAAGAUGUUAACGCCCCAAAGUGAGAGAACAACAUCCUCUUGAACACAAUGAAAAAGACACGUGCGUAAAUAACCAAACACUUGGUGCGGGAGGAUGCACGUGAGUCCAAAAGGAAAUUUCUCAAACACAAACCCCGAUCAUCUCCAUCGACACUUAAAUCAGCUUAAGACAGCUCAGGUACUGUUUCUUUCUGUUUUAAUUGAGUGGGCUGUUCUCUUUGUCCCUUCGUGAGGCCUGGUGCCUGUGACGGUAAGUCCAUGGCAGUGUCGUCUGCUCACCGUGCGUGUGAGAGGAGAGGAGAGGAGAAUUGAGAAGAGCGCGUGAACACAAAGGGUCUAGCAUUCCUUUCACUCGGCUCAGGGCCUUAUCUCCUUUCAGCACACUAGCCUCUGACUGCCACUAUAGGAAAAGAUUUACAUUGUGCGAGGAGAGGAAAUGCUGCAAACUUUCUCUCUCUCUCUCUCUCUCUCUCUCUCUCUCUCUCUCUCUCUUUGCUCUGAUGCCGACAUGCACGCACGCAAACACGCACUGAAAUAGUCAUUUUGCACACCAGCACAAUGGCCGAUCCUGGUUCUUGUACCUCGGAGAUGCUGUCAAGAGAACAGAGUCGAGAGCCGGGUGUCGAUGGGGGUGUGGGGUGUUUGUCAGCUGACCAAAGGAGCAGACAGAGAGAUAGAGGAGUGUGCGAAAGAGAGGACAAAGCUGUUUUUCCGUCAUUAAGGCCAUCAAAGGGACUUCCAGUCGCAGUGUUAUGGGAGCGGGGAGUUCAUUGAGGCGAGCUCCCACCUUGUGCGCGUUCCAUUGUGCAGUUUAUCAGGCCGGCCACAUGGAGUGUCGGCACUAACCCAGUGACCGCGCAACAAAAGGCCAAAUUAAGAGGAGUGAGAGGCUGUCGCACGGGAAGGCUGACAGGUUGACUGACGCCAUUCCCGAGGAGAAUCGCAUCCUGUCAAUCUCGGAUCCGUCACCUUGACAGGAAUCCUUUCUUUGGAUGCAACCCCCAUCGCCAACCUUUCUGUCACUCAAGGCCACACACAACACACACACACACACAGACACACAGUGGCACGGUUCUUCCCUGUUCAGUAUUCUGCACAGGAAGACAAAUAAUCCACCUACAGUAAGAUACUAAGGAGACACACAUACAAUGAGAGGAGCAACCUCAGGCCAUAACUCUGAAAGAGAGAAAAAGAAAUAUAGAGAGUGGAUUUCAUUAACACUCCAUCCAUCUCCUUGACAACUGUACUUCCACCACGGUACGCUACACACUCUGCCUCUGACAGAGCCCGCCUGUAAUGGCCUGUGCAGCUGUUUAUAUAUGUAAACCUGAUGUAUUUCAUUGUGUGACUGUGUGUGACCGCGCUCACAGCAGCAGCAGCCUUACAUUGAAUUGAUGUACUGUAUUGUGUUUACAGCUAAAACUCUGGCGCUGGGCCUCAGGUCACCUGAAGUUAUUUCCUCCCACGGGCCAUGCAUGAAACCGAGAGCUGGGGUUUCCCCCUGUAAAAUUGUUUUCACAUAUUUAACCAGACCUGGAGCAUUUUUGUUAAAAGGUCCUCACAGCUCCAUCAGAAGGCUGCGUUCAUGUUCGAGGCUGGCGAGGCUGCGGAGAGUCGGGGACGAGCAGCUGUCUGUGUGUACUUUACAAGCUGGUCCUGUUUGUUCUGUAGACACAGGAGGGGUCAGGUGGGUGUCAGCUUUGUCUUCUGUCCCCCUCCAUGGUCAUGUGUGUGUGUGUGUGGGCGUGUGUGUGUGUCCGGCAGAGGGAGAAAGAGGGCAGGUGGGUGGGGCAGAGGGGCUAACAGACCAGUGUGGACAGGUGGAGGAUUCUCACCAUGGACGCACCAGAUACCUGCCUCGUUCUCAGCCUCUCUGUUUAUCUGUCUGCCUCACUUCUAAAGGUCAUUCUAGGGAACAUUAUUGUAAAUGCACCAAAGUCGGCCAAAAGUCUAUUUUUAUCUAUUGUGAAGCUGAAGCAAUUAGUAGAAAUAUUAAUUGAUCAAUACAAAUUAAUUUAACCUACAACGAAUCUGAAAAUCAAUUAAUUUUUAAACUGGUUUUGCUGAUAAAAAUGACCAAACAGCCGUAAGACAGUUUAAUAACAUUGUUAAUUGAACACCUUUGGCUUUGGGAUGGUAUAACAAAGCAAUUUAAAGACGCCCCCUCACUUAUUUUCCAGCAUUUUAUAAAGUAAGUCAUUAAUAAACUAAACCACAAAUAAUAUUGACUGAUAAAUAAAUAAAGAUAACAUGUUUUUAACUAUAAAAAGUAGCACAACACUAGGCUACUGUAUGAGCUGCUAAUUGAAACGUCAACAACCAGAAGCACAUAAAUACAAGCAGCGCGUAUGAAAAAGGAACAUUAAUCACUGUGAUAAUGGGACUAUUGACUCUGCAAGACAAACACUGUCUUCCAUCUAUUCAUAUCUUCCCAUCUUCACAUCACUCCACGCGGCUGACGAUUUAUGACAACAGCUGACAACACAAAAGAAAACUACACACUUUACGGGCUAUUCACUGUUUUACUGGUGAGUGUUCGCACACGCCGGCAGAGUGUGUUUUUUUUUUCAUUAAUUCUUCUUGUUGUGUGCAUUUUGUUUUCCUCAAGUGUUAUGAAUAAAAUAAAUAAAAUCUACAGUUUACAAUGGACUCACUGCUGCCUGCCCUUGUUGUCCUCGUCGGCCCUGAUAUGAGGAAACAGCGCCCCCCAUGGGCAGACAACGGGACAGUGACACUGAGAUCAUUGUAUUUUUUUGUAUUCGACUGGUUUGAAUUUACUGGACAUGAUCAAAUUAGGUUUAGGGCGAUAAUUUGAGAAAUGAAACAAAACAAAUUUACAUAAUUAAUAACAUUUAUAUGGGGAAUUUGAAGGCGUAUUAUAUUUACAGCCUAUAAAAAAGGAUUAUCAGUGCUAUGCACGUGUCAUUCUGUAAUAACAUAGAUGAUUGUAUUGAUAAUAAUAACUAAUGAACCAUUGUGGUGCUUUUGUACUUUUGAAUUGGGAUCUUCUUCAAUUUAAAACGGAUUCCUGCAUGUGUGGCUGCCAGCUCCUGCAUCUGAUGGUACCCGAGAGAGAGAGAGAGAGAGAGAGAGCGAGAGAGAGAGCGAGAGAGAGAGAGAGCGAGAGAGAGAGAGAGCGCGAGAGAGAGAGCGAGAGAGAGAGAGAGAGAGAGAGAGAGGUUAGGAGCUCCAGAUGGUGUUUAAACGCAGACAGAAGGCUACAGCGAGGACAGAGAGAGAGAGAGGAGGAGGAGGAGAGAGCCGUGGAUAGUGCGCACGGUGGCCCCGCCAGCUCUACUCAUCACUGAAGACAAAACAAGUCCCAGAAUUAAAACAAUUGAGAAAUCAGCGGAGGAGAAAACAUCAAAUCGGCCGAUUGUGAUUUUAUUUUGCGGGGAAAUAAAAAGAAAAGUGAGUCUUUUUUUCUCCAACACCGUCUGAAGUGUGAAGCCUCGGCGCAAGAUCGGCGCGUCGGAGCAGGAGCAGCAGGAGGAGGAGGACCGGCACCGGAGAACAGCUCGGAGACGCGUGGCGGAGGAAGAGGAGACUGUGAAGAAACUGUUUUUCUCAUCUUUAUUCCACAAAGGAGACGAAUCUACAUCCAUCUCGUCGGAUGCGACUUGCUCCUGACGCGCGGACUGUGGCUCAACUCAAGAGGACGGUUCGAAAGUUGUCACAGGAGGAAUAAAGACGCACCCUGCAGACAACAGGAUCCGCAUCUUUUUUUUUAUUACAUGGGAGCCAAGAGGAGUCGAUUUGUGGACAAAAUAUAACCCGGUUUAUAGUUUCGUCUGCGUAAAAACGAACCAAAAAGUGCGUUUUUUUUACGCAACGUUAAUUGCAUAUCCGCUGUUUUCAUUUAUUCCUUCUCUCCGGAUGGUGACAAUGAGCAAGAGAGAGGAUUUACAUGACUGGGGAGAGUUGUGAUUUAUUUUCCACACAUCACCAAACACGAGACUGCAAAACCAAAGACAACAAGGAUCCAACAGCCCUGCAUAGUUUUCUUUUUUUUUUCUUCUCUUUCCAUAAAACCCGAGAAGAGAAACACCUCAUAAUUUAUUAAACCUGGAAAGUCAAGAGACCUUGUGAACUUCCAAAGGAAACAUAAACCUUUCUCUUUUGAGUCACCUCCUUCCUUCUUCCCAAUAUCUCAAAAACAAACAACUAAACAAGGGAAUAGUUAUCCACACUAUUUACCAAAACGCUUUAUCCCCUCUUUUCCCCAAAAAUAAUGAGGAUUAAGACGAUAUAAAAGGUGUUUCAGAGACUCUCUGGUGUGGAUUAUCACCGCUACCUCAGCUUGACUUCGACCUUCACAAAGUAGCAGAGUGCAGAAGGUUGGAACAAUGCCAGAUUCACCUGCGGAUGUGAAAACCCAGCCCAGGUCCACCCCACCCACCAUGCCUCCACCACCCCCGGCUGUCAGCCAAGCAACCAAUCGCAGCGCUUCGUUCACCCCCACCACCAGUAAAUCAAUGCUGAACGGAAGCAGCCACUCUCCCACAUCGCUGAAUGGUGCUCCGUCCACGCCCAACGGCUUCAGCAACGGGCCGGCCAUGUCCUCCACGGCCUCGCUGUCCAACCAGCAGCUCCCGCCGGCCUGCGGCGCCCGGCAGCUCUGCAAGCUGAAGCGCUUCCUCACCACGCUGCAGCAGUUUGGCAACGACAUAUCGCCCGAGAUCGGAGAGAGAGUGCGCAGCCUGGUGUUGGGACUGGUGAACUCAACCCUCACCAUCGAAGAGUUUCACUCCAAACUCCACGAGGCCACCAACUUUCCUCUGAGGCCAUUCGUCAUUCCCUUCCUGAAGGCAAACCUGCCCCUGCUGCAGAGAGAGUUGCUCCACUGUGCCAGGUUAGCCAAGCAGACUCCAGCCCAGUAUCUGGCCCAGCACGAGCAGCUUCUCCUGGACGCCAAUGCCAGCUCGCCGCUCGACUCCUCCGAGAUCAUGCUGGAGAUGAACGAACACGGCAAGAGGAGGACCCCCGACAGGACCAAAGACAGCUCAGAGAGGGACGGCAUGCACCCAGAGCACCUCGCUAAGAGGCCCUGCACCAUCAGCCCCAGCCAACGCUUCAGCCCCAGCACGGGCCUUCCUGCUCACCCGCCUCCCAACGGCCUCCCCUCGCACCCUCCCAAUGGCCUGCCCCACCCGCCCAACCCCCAAAUGGGACCCCAGCACUACCGCCUAGAAGACAUGGCCCUGGCGCACCAGUACAGAGACGCCUACAGACACAACGAGCACCGCGACGCUCGAGACAGGCAUCGGCAGACAGCAGUGCACGGCGCUCGCCAAGAGGAGGUGAUCGACCACCGCCUGACAGACAGAGAGUGGGCAGAGGAAUGGAAGCACCUUGAUAAUCUCCUGAACUGCAUCAUGGACAUGGUGGAGAAGACGCGCCGCUCGCUGACGGUGCUGCGCCGCUGCCAGGAGGCCGACCGGGAGGAGAUGAACCACUGGAUUCGGCGGUACAGCGACGUGGAGGAGAUGAAAAAAGGUGGGAGCAACGGACAACACUGCCUUCCUCCUCCUCCUCUUCCUCCUCCUCCUCCUCACCACAACUCCUCCUCCAACACAGCUAGCGGCAGCGAGCCACUGCCCAUAGGAACUCCCUCAGCUGUCGAAAGGCAGACGGGCAGACAGACAGAGAUCCACCGAGACUUCUUACACAGGCCUCCCUCAGGAUACCUGCCAGAGGAAAUCUGGAGGAAAGCCGGAACUACAAGCAUCCCGCUCUCCCCAGCACUAAAGCACCUCCAAAACAAGCAGGAGGAGGCCGUGAAUGAGGUGAAGCGACAGGCGAUGUCAGAGCUGCAGAAAGCGGUGUCGGACGCCGAGAGGAAGGCUCAUGAGAUGAUUUCAGCCGAGCGCUCUAAAAUGGAGAGGGCGCUGGCCGAGGCCAAGAGGCAAGCCUCCGAGGAUGCAAUCACAGUCAUCAACCAACAGGAGGACUCCAGUGAAAGCUGCUGGAACUGCGGGAGAAAAGCCAGUGAGACGUGCAGCGGCUGCAACACGGCUCGCUACUGCGGCUCCUUCUGCCAACACAAAGACUGGGAGAAGCACCACCACGUCUGCGGUCAAGGCCUGCAGGGGCUGCCAGGGGGCAGCAGCGUCCCCCUCGGCACUCCCUCCUCCGGCUCCUCGGCAUCCUCCGGUGCACCCCCCACCCACUCGGUGGGCACCCCGCCAGGACCCCUGUCCCUGGCCGGCCAGAGCAGCAUUGCGGGAGGGGCGGGCAGCGGCGGCGGCAGCGUCUCUGCCAGCCCCAAGGAGAGCAGUUCCAGCAGUGCCUCUCGCUCCACAACUCCAGCCACCCCCGCCCUCCUGGAGGCCACCUCUCGCUGACGCCUGACCCUCGCCCCCCCCCUCCCCCUGCAUACUGAUGCGACAGUGCCCACACUCCACACAAAAACCAAACUGAGGAAUCUUCAUUGCACACCGAUCCCUUUCCUCCUCCCCCGCUUCCCUCUAAGCUCUUCUGAAAAUCGUCUCACUACCUGAUGACAGACUCAACUUGUAACCUUCCCCCCACCCCAAAAAAAAAAAUACUCUUUCUCUUUUUCCCAACCACAUUCAAAGAUUCCAGCCUGGGGUUCAGUGUAGUGUAAAGCAUGAAUAGUGCAGUGUCUCCUAUCUCUGUAACAGAAACAUAUCAGAUGGGUUUGCUGAGAACAUGAACUUGGAUGUAAUGUAAGCAUGGGAAACAGUGUCCAUGUAAGGACACAAGACAAGGGCUGCAACAUCGACUGGGGGAUGACUAAGCCGAUUAGCACUUGGGUAGGAUUUCCCUUUAAUUAAGUACCAAUGAGAGAGCAGUACCCAGCCCUGAGAUGUGCACUACUAGUCCAGACAGUUCACUGAGGUGGCACUUUUCCUCCAGUGUCCUAAUGGAAACAGGCGAGGAACAUAAUACCUUUUUUUUUCAAAUGGAUGAUGGGAAGGGGAAAAAAAACCUGUGAUGCGAUUCAUUUCUCAGAAACACAGCUUAGUAUUUAUUAAAUGUUUCUUUCUGGCUUUAAGGGGAAAAAUAAAGAGAAAAGUCCAAAUAUUCUAACUAAAGAAUAACAGUGAUGCUGAUGCUAACAAUAAUGAUAUGAGAAUAAAUUAAUUUUAAAACUGCUAACUACCUUGCUAGCGAGCCAAGAAAAUCUAAACCGGACUCACCUCUCUGCACCAUUGUGAACCCAAAUGAAUUCAAAGAUGAAAAAACCAACAUGAUCCAAACCUUUGUAUUACACUGCCAAAGUGAGUAAGUAAGCGAUAAGGAGAAGCACUCAUAACCAAACGCAAAGCAACAUCACCUCCUCAGCAGAUAAGCCAGCCCUGAGAGGACCAGGCUGCAGAGGAGCUGCAGAGCGGGACCCAGAGAUAGACAUAAAAAAAAAAAAAAGAAAAAAAAAAACUGUGACUUGGUUUGAUCUGCAGCCGCCUCCUGCAGCCCCGACAAAAAGACAGUGAUUCCUCAGCGAUGGCCCCGACUAGUGAACAUGGACAAUGCUGUGAACUUGCCCACAAGAGAAAGACUUCAUGAGACGAAUAGAAAACCCUGCCACAGUGUGAUUCUUUUUGUGAACGGUGACAGAGAGGACAGGAGAAGCUACACGGCCUCAGAGGAGCCGGGAAAACCUCAAGACAAGAUUGAAAAACAUUUUCCGAGAACGCAUGGCAUACAUCAGAGACGAAUGGGAAGAUUGUUUCUAUAUGUUUGUGUUUUUUUUUUGAUAUUUCAAAAGGAAUUGCUGUUUCCUUUACAUUCGCUUCCUCCGUUUCCAAAGCAUGAUAAACAGACAAACGAGCCGAGUAAAAGGGUGGUGUAGACCUGGUUACCCUUUCUCUUUCUACCUCCCCUCACCCCACACCUCCCCUGCUAUCCUCCCCCCCCCCCCCCCCCCCGACUACUUGACUCACGUUUGCUCCCUAACCACACAGCCUGCUUCGGACGGAGCCUCCGAGCAGCCGCAUUGGGAAGGGUUCAAACCUGCUUGUAGAUAUUGUUCCUCUUUCCAUAUUUUGAUAAUGUCUCUAGUCGCUGAUUGUCCACAUGUGCUGCCCUCGUGUGUGUCCAGAAAGAUGGACUUUGUGUCGGUUUCCGUUUUUCUUUUUUUGUCAUUUUCCUCCUUUGAGUUCGGGCCGAGCAGUGAAGUCAGAGCAAGGACACUUGUUUACGAAAGGAAGUCCCCCAUUGUACUUAUUGUUUGAUUUCUUGUAUCUAUAUUGACGAGAUGAAACCCCCUCUUGUAGAAUAUUUUGUAUUGCUCGCAUUGUAAGACAGUGAGAGGACGGAGGUGCAAUAUGAAGAGAAUUCAGCUACUGAAUGGAACCUCAGCAACUGCCCAUAGGGUGUCAUAUAAUAUAGAUACAUAUAAAUAUAUUUAAAGUAACAUCAGUAACUUAAUGUGAAUGUACAUAGUAUUUAAAGAGGUCCAAAAAUGUGUUUGCCAAAUAACAGAAACCUUUAAAGUUUAAUGUCCAGAA
Platichthys flesus (European flounder) is the source of this 11852-nucleotide messenger RNA. It is a transcript of the gene cbfa2t3, whose product is annotated as CBFA2/RUNX1 partner transcriptional co-repressor 3. The record is from RefSeq and is a predicted model, not a curated record. Lineage: Eukaryota; Metazoa; Chordata; Actinopteri; Pleuronectiformes; Pleuronectidae. The coding region runs from base 7725 to 9722 and encodes 665 amino acids. The transcript has 12 exons. Gene Ontology annotation, biological process: DNA-templated transcription; negative regulation of DNA-templated transcription. Gene Ontology annotation, cellular component: nucleus. Gene Ontology annotation, molecular function: transcription corepressor activity.